GGAAAUUUGGAGAAUGAGGGAGAUUGAAUGAAUUUCUGAUAGAAGCAGGAAAGUAACAGAGAGCUUGUGUGAGUUUGCUCGGUUGAAGCCACCAAAGUAUACUACAAAGAUAAGGGCAAAUCCAAGAAACUUCAGGAACGACAAAGAUAAUACCCAGGAGAAACACAAGAAGAAGAGAAACACAAUUUUUCAUUUUAGUCUCUUGCAUAAUAUCCCACCCAUUCUAAGUCAAGCAGAAAGCAAAAAGUACCAUAUCUGCAAGAUCUGUUGGGAAACAGUUACUCAAAAAACAUCUCAGCUUAAAAUAACUCUUUCAACAGUAAUCCAAUUUUAG
Molecule: messenger RNA, 334 nt
Organism: Moneuplotes crassus
Lineage: Eukaryota; Ciliophora; Spirotrichea; Euplotida; Euplotidae
Source: the annotation of a GenBank genome assembly